Molecule: messenger RNA, 773 nt
Organism: Pneumocystis carinii B80
Lineage: Eukaryota; Fungi; Ascomycota; Pneumocystomycetes; Pneumocystales; Pneumocystaceae
Exons: 2
Coding region: 236-757 (173 amino acids)
Source: RefSeq, a predicted model, not a curated record
UAUUAAAGUGUCUUUUUUCUUCUUUUUCUUAAUAAAUUACAUUAUGCCUUUAACAAGUUUGAGAUAUUUUUUUGGUGGAGCUAUUACUGCUGAACUCCCUCAAGAUUUCAUAGAUGCUAGGUUAAAAUUGGAAUUUAUAUUUUUUUAAAAAAAUGUAUUAAUUUUACUAAGUCAGUUCAGAGAAAUACCAGAUCAUCAAGAAGUAUUAGUAAAUAUUAAUGAUGAAAGAAGUAUUAUGAUUGAACUUUUAGAAAUUGCACCUGUAGAUGAUAUAGAUGCAUCAAAAUUUCAUUUUGAUAGUUUAGCACAAGAUAAUGAAUCAGAAGAGAGUUUAAUCAUAAAUUUAUCAUGUAUUACAUUAGAAAAAAGUGGAUAUACAGUAUAUCUUCUUGAAGGAUUACAAAAAAUAUAUAAAUAUGAUAAGCGAUCGUCAGAUUAUGUAAAUAAAGAAGCCAAAGAUCCAUUAUUGGUGCCAUAUGUUGCGAUUUUUUUAUCUGUUUUACGUUUACAUGAAAAAUCUACAGAUAUUGUUAUAUCUAUAAAUAUUCCAUUCAUAGAAAUACAGUAUUUAAGUUCUUUUUUAAAGAAUUUAUCAUUUGGAAUAUCAGAAUUAAUAUCUAAUCCAGAUCCAAAUCAUUUAAAUAUUUUAAAAAAUAUAUUUGAUAUGCAAGAAACACAAUUUUCAACAAGAGAAACACUUAUGAAUAUUUCAAAUACUUUACAAAUUCAUGAUUGGUCAUUAUUUGUAAACAAUUAGGGUGUUAGUUUGUUUU